Molecule: messenger RNA, 381 nt
Organism: Drepanopeziza brunnea f. sp. 'multigermtubi' MB_m1
Lineage: Eukaryota; Fungi; Ascomycota; Leotiomycetes; Helotiales; Drepanopezizaceae
Source: RefSeq, a predicted model, not a curated record
AUGCAAUUCAUCAACGCUUUCUUCGCUGCAACCACUAUUGCAAUCGCGCUUGCGAGAGAAAUACCUGCUCCUAAGCCUAAAAGUACAUCCGAGUUUGGUUUUGAACGCGAAGGACAAAUCUUGAUCUGCGAAGACCCUGAUUUUCAUAAGUGCACUAACGUCACUUAUAUGCAAGACGCAUGCGUGGGACUCGCCCCACAAAACUUGGACAAUGUUAUGACCAGUUUCGAUACUUUCGCGUACGGAUGCGAGUUUUACAAUCUUGCUAUGUGCGAUAAAGACAAUACAAACUUCGUUUUCCGAGGUGCUAUCACCGAUCUUUUAACGAGCAGUUAUUCUUCGUUCAAUGACCAAAUUACUUCAUUCCGUUGCGGAACGUAA